UUUGAGAAAUUAUAUGAGAGAGAGAUGAAAGCUGGACUAACAAUGAGAAUAUUUUGAAUCUUCAAACUCCGUUUCAAAGCUAAUCGGAAUCUGAAAAUCAGAUCACAUCGUGCGGAAAAGGAAGAAGGGAGAGGAUGAUACGAGCAGUAAUAGUAAUGAAUAAUCAAGGCAAGCCUCAUCUUGUCAAAUUCUACGAUUAUCAGCCUGCGAAGAAGCAACACGAGCUCAUCCGGAGUAUCUAUACAGUUCUGUGCAGCAGGACUGAGAAUGUGAGCAACUUCAUCCGCGCAGAUCCUGUUUUUGGACCAGAUGCUAAGCUUGUCUAUAACAACUUCUCAACACUGUACCUUGUCUUUGUAUUUGAUAACACUGAAAGUGAACUGGCAAUGCUAGAUCUGAUGCAAGUUUUUGUGGAGAUUCUGGGCAAAUGUUUUAGCAAAGUAUGUGAACUCGACAUUGUGUUCAAUUUCAACAAGGUGCAUGCGAUUCUAGAUGAGAUUGUGUUAGGAGGUCAAGUUCUUGAGACAAAUUCUUCUGUUGUUGUGAAGGCUGUUGAAGAAAUUUCCAGGCAUGCAAAUCUCUUUCACAUUGUUUUCAUGAUCAGACCAAUUUUUCUUUUUACAUCAUGAUGUUGAUUAUCAGUGUCAUGCAGGUUGGAAAAGGCAAAUGCAAUCUUAUUAAUUCCAAAAUCCAUUAAUGCUGGCAUACUAGAUAAUGAUAGUUCAUACAUUUUUAUUUUAAAAAAUUCAUAUAUUUAUAUGAAUGUUACUUCUAAUCAUACCAACAAUCUUAUAACAUAGUUUUGUAUGCCCAUUUAAAAACACCUUAUAGGCUUAUAGAUCUAUAUGAUAUCAGUGUUUAUGCUUAGUAUCUUCGAUAUCUGUCAAUUAUGUACUAAAUUGAAACAACUUUAAGGACUGGAAAGAAAAUAUUUUAAUUAUCUUGGUUGUAUAGAUUUAGACAUUGCCCUUCAGAUUAAUCGACCCACUAUUACGGUUAAGGGUACUUAUGAUGAAAAAAGGGACCUUGAAGAG
Impatiens glandulifera is the source of this 1034-nucleotide messenger RNA. RefSeq names its product AP-3 complex subunit sigma-like. The coding region runs from base 135 to 629 and encodes 164 amino acids. Gene Ontology annotation, biological process: vesicle-mediated transport; protein transport. Lineage: Eukaryota; Viridiplantae; Streptophyta; Magnoliopsida; Ericales; Balsaminaceae. The record is from RefSeq and is a predicted model, not a curated record. Gene Ontology annotation, cellular component: intracellular membrane-bounded organelle. The transcript is spliced from 6 exons.